Camelus dromedarius (Arabian camel) is the source of this 890-nucleotide messenger RNA. RefSeq names its product keratin-associated protein 10-12-like. Lineage: Eukaryota; Metazoa; Chordata; Mammalia; Artiodactyla; Camelidae. The transcript has a single exon. Bases 41 to 571 code for a protein of 176 amino acids. The record is from RefSeq and is a predicted model, not a curated record. Gene Ontology annotation, cellular component: keratin filament.
ACUCACACACUCAUCCUCCUCCAGCCCCACCGCCCCCACCAUGGCCGCGCCCGCCCUGUCCACCUGCUCCGGCGACCUGAGCUACGGCAGCCGGGUCUGCCUGCCCGGUCCCUGUGACUCCUGCACCGGCUCCUCCUGGCAGGUGGACGACUGCCCAGAGAGCUGCUGUGAGCCCCCCUGCUGCGCCCCGGCCCCCUGCCUGAGCCUCCUCUGCGCCCCAGCGAGCUGUGAGCCCUGCCUCUGCCCAUCUGCCUGCACCAGCUCCUGCACGGCCUUGUGCUGCCCGCAGUCUAGCUGCCAGCCCUCCUGCUGCACCUCCUCCCCCUGCCAGCAGGACUGCUGUGUGCCCCUCUGCUGCAGGCCCGUGUGCUGCACACCUGUCUGCUGCAGGCCCGUGUGCUGCACACCUGUCUCCUGCAGGCCCGUGUGCUGCAGGCCUGUCUGCUGCAGGCCCGUGUGCUGUGAGCCCACCCCCUGCCCCUCGUCCUGCUGCAGACCCUCCUCCUGUGUGUCCCUGCUCUGCCGCCCCAGGUGCUCCCGCCCCACCUGCUGCGUCCCCGACUCAGCCUAGAAGUCCUGCUGCUGACCAGGCCCGACCCCCAGGGCCAGCCGGGCUCUAGGUCCACAGCCUCCCCAGUCCUGACCUGCGUUGGUGACUGUCCCCACUCAGGACAGAGUCCUGCUAUGUCUCCACUGUCCUGACCUGACCCCUGCUCCCAGGAACCCCAGACCUCUCUGUGCCUCGGGGCUCCUGCCUCCCAGGAGGUGCCUUCAUCGCCUCUGGAUCACCUGUCCCCCCUCCCCCUUUCUCUGCCUGGGUCUCUUGGCCUCGGCUUCCAGCCUGUCAGCACCUCCUCAGGCACCCGGAGGAAUAAACUCACUUCACCUGA